Messenger RNA from Erigeron canadensis, 792 nucleotides. RefSeq names its product GSH-induced LITAF domain protein. Bases 53 to 532 code for a protein of 159 amino acids. NCBI's taxonomy places the organism in Eukaryota, Viridiplantae, Streptophyta, Magnoliopsida, Asterales, Asteraceae. Gene Ontology annotation, molecular function: zinc ion binding. The record is from RefSeq and is a predicted model, not a curated record. The transcript has 3 exons.
UCAUCAUCAUCGGAGUAAAAGAAUUAAUUUGAUUUGAUCCGACGUCGUUUUGAUGGAAAACAAGAAGGAAGAACCAGUGAUGGGAAUCCCAUACAAUCCAAACUACCAGCAGCAACAACAACCACCGCCACCUGUAUAUGUACAGCAGCAGCAGCAACAAUAUUAUCAUGUCGGACACAAUCCGUACCAAGCUGGUCAGAUCCCACCAAACGCGGUGUUUGGUGAUCCAAAAGGGAUUCCCAUCCAACAGACUAUUUAUAGAGAUACUCCUGCUCCUAUUAACUGUGCUUUCUGUGGCAGUUCCGGCCUCACCACCGUCAGGUCAAAACCAAGUCUGGCUGCUGUUGUUGGUUGCAUGACGCCAUUCAUGCUUGGAGUAUGCUUUCUUUGUCCUUCAAUGGAUUGUCUUUGGCACAAGUAUCACUAUUGCCCUAACUGCAACGAGAAGCUUGCUGAUUUUGAGAAGAAUGAUGCGUGUUUGGUAAUGGAUCCUCCAAGUUGGUGUCUACCAAGUUUUGCGUUGCCUGCUUAAGCAUGUAUGAUAAAUGCCGAUUGUUCCAUUGUGCUCUUGAGCACUUUGAUGCUGAACUUUUAUUGUAUCUGUAAGUAUGAGUGAAGUUCAAGUAUUCAAACAUAACAACUUGAUAUCGAUAAAUGUUGUGAAUUGUAGUACUAGUAUGUGGAUUCUGUGAGAAUGAGCAAGCUUAGCAUUGUUGGAACUUGCAUCUUGUAUAGCCUUACUUGUGUUUAUAUACCUAUGUGGCUAUGUAUACUAGCAAGGAGUUUACAUCA